Molecule: messenger RNA, 1014 nt
Organism: Phytophthora megakarya
Lineage: Eukaryota; Oomycota; Peronosporomycetes; Peronosporales; Peronosporaceae
Source: the annotation of a GenBank genome assembly
AUGUUGCAAAAAUGGACAUGGAUCCAUCACCCGUUGUUGAAGAUCAACCAGGCGUAUCGGAUAUGGACCUCACCUGGGCCUCAGAUCAAGAUUAAGAUGAAUGUGUGUACUACCAUGAAGGAAGUGAUCUAUACACAGAAGAUGUCGAUGAUGUCCGUAGUGUCUGUGACGACGGAAGAUGUGAAGAUCGAGGACCUUCAACUAUGUAGAUCGGAUAAUCAGACCCCAGAAGGAAUUGAUCGACUUCGCCAAAGGAUCUGGAAGUUCCGACAUCUCUUGAUCGGCAAAGGAAAUGCCCUUCCACCGGCGGCCAGAGGUGUCGUAUGCGAUAUCUAUGUCGGAGGAGCGAGGCCUAUCGCCCUGAAGUGUCGUAAGCUGCGGAUCCAGUUCAGGGAGAAGCUGACAGACCUGAUCAAGGGUCUGUUACCCGCCAAGACGAUCAAUUACUCUAGAUCGCCGUGGGCUUCCCCGAUCGUGGUGGUCAUCAAGAAGAACGGAGUGGAUAUCAGGUUGUGCAUCGAUUACCGGUUGAUUAAUAGUCUAACCCAGCUGAUGAUAUACCCAAUGCCAUUUAUCAACGACUUACUUGAAGAUCUGGAGUCGACAUUUUGCUAUUCCUCUUUGGAUAUGGUGAGUGGAUUUUGGGUGGUGAAAAGGACGGAUCGGGCUCGUUUGAUCUCGGCUUUUAUCACUCCGUUUGGGUUAUUUGAGUGGAAUCGAAUGACUUUUGGCUUGAAAAAUUUGCUCCAGAUCUAUCAACGUAUGAUUGAUAACGCGCUAUAUGGAUUCACCCGGGUCCCGAAGUUCGAAGAUCAUGGAAGAGCGGUGGAUGGGUUUGAGGACGGGGAACAGGUCGAUCCAGGCAAGCCAUCGGUGCUCGGGCGUAGAUCAUACAUCGACGACAUCCUGAUCCCAGCCAAUAACCGGGAUCAAUUAUGUGAUCGAGUCGAAGGUUUACUCGAAGCGUGUGAUAAGUGGAAUCUAUGUGGUUCAGAGUUUCUAGGGAAUGCCUAA